AUGAAAGAAAAGCAAGGCUCACAGGCUAAAUAUGACAAAAUUAGGAUUAUUUCUGCUUUCUCUGAUGUUGACUAUGAAGAGCAAGAAGAUAAAUGUGAGGAGAUAGAAGGGAAAAUAUCACAAGACAUUUUAGAAAAUGAUAACCAAAAGGAAACAGUGGUAAAAGAAAGUCAAAAUCUUUCAAAAACUGAUAAAUACUACAGUCAACCAAAACAACCAAAGUACAAUAGUUGGAAAAAGACACCAUCUCAGAACCAACAGACAGAAUUCCCUACUGUCCUUAAUUUUGACCAUAAGUUUGAAACAUCUGUAUUCUCCAAAUAUCCUCAGAAUUAUGAUACAAUAGAUAGGAGAAGAAAAAAGAAACCCUUGUCUAGUAAUAUUGAAGACAGUAAAAGAAGGCUAUAUGAUGAUAAAUCUAAGAUAUAUAAAUCUGAGGUAUAUCCUGAUGCUGAAAAUUAUAACUGUUGUCACUUUGAAAAGAAGAAACAGAAUUUCUCAGUUUUACAUCCCUACAAAAAUGGAUUUGUGGUUAAGAGUGGCACAUGGACCACUAAGUUGGGAAGUUGUGAUUAUGAUCUGCCAUGUUGUUUAAGGGACUGUGAAAAGUCAUCUGGCUCAAACCAGCAUGUAAUUAAUUUAACUCCUCUAGAUAUUAUUGAAGAUUCUACUAGCAGUACUUCUGAAGAACUCCUGGGCUCCCCCAUUUCUGAUGAGCAGGAAGAUUUACUGUCAUCAACAUGGCAUCCAUCCAGUGUCCAUCAUAUUGGAGACUUUUCUGAUCAAUAUUAUGUGGAGAACCCAGCAUUGCAAUUAGAAAGCAUAAAUUGUGACGCAAAUACAGUUGGGUGCUCUAUGGGACAGAUGACCCCUUCUAAUGAGGAACCUAAAGAGGACUAUGUAGAUACAAUGGAUGAGCUUCAGUGUUUAGUAGAAACAGUAUCAGAAUAUUUAGCAGAGAAGGAAGAGGAGAUUAAUAGAUUUGGUUCCCUUUCAAAAACAAAAAAAACAGAUAAACAAAAUAGUACAGUUGAUGAUGCAAAACAGAAAAUGCCUAAGGAUCAAAUACCACCUUUAACUAUUACCAAGGAUGACAAGGACAAAACCCUUUCUUUCCCUGAGCUGAAUGGAGUAAAAUGUGCUGUUGGUUCUUUAUUCAGUUCACUCACAGGAAAGGUGGGUUCUGGCACAAAGCAUUUAACAAACUCUGUGGAAAAACUGGUUUAUAUAGUUCCAGAGAAAACAGAAACCGUUAAUCAAACAGAGACAAUUAAUUUGGAAUCUAGACCCAGUGCUAACUCAGUGUUGGAGAAGGAUCUUUCCAUGCAGUCUUCAUUAUCUUCUCAAACAGUUGAUGAUAAGGACAAACAUGGUAGAACUUCUGGAAAUGAGCACAUGGGCAAUAAGAUGGGGAAUCUAAGCUUUGAGAAUGUAAUAGAAACUACUGAAAGGGACUCAGUUCCACAAAGCUCAGUUAUAAAGUCUGUUUUCAGCAUGUUAAAUCCAUUAAAAAUCUUUUCAGAAAAAGAGGAAACUAAAAAAGAUGAUCAGAGUAAAGAACUGAGGAGAGAAAGCUUUGUUGGGUGUGGUACAGAGUCAAAUCAAAGGGAGGACACCCUUGACAAUCACAGUGGUAGCAUCACUGCUUUAAAUAGGAGGGAAGGAGAAACCAGAGACCAGUUCCAGAUGCAAGCAAGUGAGGAUUUGUUGUCCUCCCAAGUGGCCAACGAACCUUCAAGUUCAGCUAGUUGUGCAAGUAAGAAAGAUGAGAGUCUGUUUGAAGGAAAAACCUAUGUAGAUUUGUCUCUGUUACCAGAUCACCCAAAAAUAUGUGCCAAAGAUAAGCCAGGACACGUUUGUGUGUCUGGCAGUAGACCUGCAAAUAAAGAGGCUUCUUCAAAGCUGUUAGAGAAGGACAAAGUUACUGGUGAUGACGAUUUCUUUGAGCCACUCAGAAAAUCCUUUAGCCAGUUUUUGUUCACUUCUCCUGAGCCUUGUUCAAAGGAAACUUUGUCAGAAUCUAUGAAAAUUGACCAGGUGAAAGAAGAUGGCCGGGAAAGCAGCCCUAAGAAAGAUGGACAUUCCUUUUCCUUUAGUGGAAAAUUACAUAUUCCAUUUUUCAAAGUUCUUAGCCAUUCUGAAAAGCAGCAGGAUUUAAAAGAGAAAGGAAGCAUUUUUCCUUUGUUUAAAUUUCCUUUCACUGAUAGUCAUAAAGUUGUUAAUGACCAGAGUUUUCAUGACUCGGCAGUAACCACAGAUAAAGAGAGCCAAAGAAAUUACCAGGAAGAGGCCAAACUUAGUUCAGUAAUAUCUAACUCACUUCCAAAUGUACAUAACGAUCUGGAGAAAUUUGGUAGUACAGAGGAAUUUAAUAAGAAUGACCAAGUACAUUGUUCUAAAGAUAUCAACCUUAGUUCAUUAAGGUCUAGUUCAGUUCCAAAUAUUCAUAAUGAUCUAGGGAAAUUUGGCAGUACAGAGAAAUUUAAUAAGAAUGAGCAGAUACAUUGUUCUGAAGAUGCCAAACUAAAUAUAAUAAAUGCUGAUUCAGCCUCAAAUAUUAUUAACAAUUUUGGGAAAUUUGGGAGUAUAGAAGAAUUAAAUCCAAAUGACCAUACAGCAGUAAAGAGUUAUGAAAGUGGUGCCUUAUCUAUCCCUGGAGUUGUGUCCCCAAAACAUAAAACUUCAGAUCUUUCAGGAGAAGGUAAGAAUUUUACACAAGUGACAUUUUCAACAGUAUCUUCAUUAGAGUUUAGUUCUACCAUUUCAAAAUCCACAGUGAUUAAUGAAGACAAAGUUAUAGAAAAUACUUCCAAAAAACAAACCCAAGGGGGCCUCCUUUCUGGCCUACUUAACAGGUUUUCUUCUGAAAACUUGUCUAAUCAACAAGAAUUAAAUUCAAAAAACAAUGAUUCCUCUCAUAAGAAUAGUACUCCAAGUUUAUUACUCUCUGGAUUAUUUAACUUGAUAUCUAAUAGCAAUAUGAGUGAUUGUAAAGCAGAUGAAGCAAAGUUUAUGUCUUUAGGUGAUAUUAAAAGUUUGGAUGGAAAUAAACAUUUAUCCUUAGAUAAGAGCCCUGCUACUUCAUGUGUGACUUCUGAGAACAAGAUAAACCGGGUUGAAAAACAUGAAACUUCAGGCUUCAUAAAAAGCUUUUUAUCAUUAUCAAAAGAAAACAUACCAGCAUCUGAUGCUUGGGUUAAUAAUCAUUAUUGCCCUCCUCCGUGCAAAACCCAGCAAAAUGAAAAGCAUUGCCCCACUUCUGAGAACAUAGUAUUUCAAAGUGCUGCCAGUUCUGAACAGGGCCUCUUAGAGAAAUCUUUGAUUGAGAGGCCGACACCAAACCAUAUUCUUGAGGCAAAAUCACGUGAAAAAUUAAACACAGUAAAUUCACCUGUAUUAAACCCUAACAUUUUUAAUAAAUCAAAUCAUUAUCAGACUUUCGAAGGCAUGAGCAAUCCUUUCUAUUUUGAAUGGGACUCUGAUAUCAAAGAUCUCUCUAAAAAUUCCAGAAAACCUCAGCCAGUUUAUUAUAUGUUGAAUCAAAAUACAUUUCCAUCAGCGGAUGUUUUCUUUUGGCCUGACUCACAAAACCCAGUAAUAAAUUUUUGCCAGAAAGAUCAAAAUUCAAAAAGCUUGGAGUGGAGAACAAAUCCAAACAGUGUCAUUUGGUGUGACUUACCAUAUGAAUCAUCCGACCAGUUAGCAUUUAAUGAAGAUUACUUAUUAAGAGGUGAUAUGUGGGCAGCUAACUCAUUAUAUGGAAAUUCUGUGUACCUUCCAAUUAAUAAGAUGAAGAAUUCACUAGAAGACUUGCCUAUUGACUUAAGUUAUUCUUCAGAUGAGAAAACUUCAUGCUCCAUAGUUGAUCAAGAAUCAUUAAGCAUGGAUAGAAACCUUAUUUUUUCAGGUUUUGGUUAUGAGUAUCAGGAAUGGUUGUCAUGUCUUGAAAAUGGAGUCUGGUGGCCCUCAGAGAAUGGGGAUUAUGGAUAUUAUAUGUUCCAUGAUGGUCAAUAUAUCUAUUCUCUCCUUACUGACUCUACUGGGCAGUAUGUAUAUUUAUAUAUACCAGAUUAUUCUUAUCAAGAGUAUUUGCAUUAUGAUUUACAGACAAAUUAUCUAUCAAGUAUUAUGUUAGAUGAUAGCAUUAUUUCUGCCCAUAGUCUUAAAGUACUUGACAAGGAAGAUGAAAUAUUGUGGUAUGUUGAAGAACAACCAAUUGAUGACCCUCUUGAUUUAUCUGUAGCUUUGCCAAGAAGGGAGGGACCAUUGUGUCUAAAUUUAGAAACCUUUUCACAAGCACUUGAACAGUCAAGUUUAAUCCAGCAGGAUCAGCCAUUGGAUUUUUCAGUCUAUAAUCCUCAAAAGUUUAAAGGAGAUCUUUUAUCUUCCAAAGAAAGGCCCUGUGGCUCUGAAUGUACACUGGAUCUCAGAAAUCAGCCCCAAACUAUUAGUAAUCAUAUCUUGAACAGAAGUCAAGUUACAGCAAAAGGUGAGAACCAGCCUCUGGCUAAAGAUUCUUCAGUUCACCUUUCCAGUUUCCAGUGGCUUCCAUCAUUUUCUGAUGAAGCUUCCUCUUCAGUUCAUCCUGAAAAUUUGACUAAAGGCUUGCAGCAAGCAGAAGAGACACCAUCAGUGAACAAAGUGACUCCUUUAUUUUCUGUUUGGGGUGCCUUGGUUGAAAGUACUUUGAAUUUUGAUAAAAGUGAAUCUCCAGAGGCUUUAGUCAUGCAGAAAAUGGAUCAGCAGUCAAAAUUGGCAGAACUUACAAAUGAUGGUCUUCAUUCAUUAAUCCUGAGUAAGCAAUUGAAGAGUAACUCCCAAAAGGAGGAAGAAAAUCAACUUAAGUAUUCAGAGAAACUGACAGUAUCCAAUGUUCAGCAGCGAGACUUUACUAAAAAUAUAAGGCAAGGAUUCCCCUUAAAUAAAAGUAUUCCUGUGAAAAAACAAAGUUUGUUAAAAUCUGAUUAUCAAGUAAGUCCAACAUUAUCUCAGGCUAAAUCAAGUAAAGAAGAUGAUAAAAUCAUUACAGCUGAUUCUGUUUCAGAUCCUCCUGUACCACAGUUUAGUAGGGAUGAGCACAAAAGGUGUGAUCUUCCUCAGGAACAGUCUUUCAAAGAGCCUGAGAAAACAUUAUUUAAAAGUGCAUUGAAGCUCUUUGGUCGAGAAGAAUCUUCAGCAGGAACAAUGGCAAAUGAAAAACAGGCAUCUAGAUUUUUGAACCUCUUUAAAACCCAGGCGAAUAAAGAAGAAUCAUCAAACUUGGAAAAGAGUGAUGGUGAUAAAAAUGGAAAGACAUCAUCUCAGGAAAAGAAAGAAUCUUCUAGUGUUUCAAAUUUUUUUGGUACCCUUGGGGAAUUCUUUAAAACCAAUGUAUCUCCCAUACAAACAACUGAAAAUAUGCCUCUUUCUUCAGCAAAUGAUAAGGAUGAGGUCAAGUCAAGUCUUAAUUCUGUACAGCUAAAUAGUCAAGGUAUUGGGAACGUAGAAACUCCUGCAGCAGUUUCUGUUGAAGGGAAGAUUAGAGGUAGAAGUCUGAACAAACAGGCUACCAUUGAUGACAGUAGGCUAAGGGAACCAUCAAUCAAGGAAACCCAGGAUAGUAAUUUAAACGAAAAAGAAAAACCCUUCAGAGACCACCUAAUCCAGCAGUCAACAGAACCAUCUUUCUCAACAAGUUGUCUCAAAGACUCUCCUAGAGAUUCUUCAAAAGAAACUAGUGACAUGUCUACAGUGACAGAAGGUCCAAAAAGUAGUAAAAUUCCUUUUGAUAUUCUGAGCAGAAGAAAAUCAAAUGAACUAGAUCAUCUUCCUGGUAAAGACUGGAGUUUUUCAACUGCUACAACAUCUCCAUCCCAACCAGAACCAUCGAUCAGAAAGAGUAUAUUUUCUUUCUUGAAUAGAUCUGAAAAAUCUGAGAACAGAGCCUCUACUGCUUUACCAAGAGUCAGAUCUCAAGCAGAAGGGCUAUUCACACUUCCUUCCUUUUUUCCCACUACUAACUCAAGCAUCAAGGAUACCUCUUGUAAGAAGAGCUCUAGUUUCAGUUUCUUCAGCUUGUCCUUUUUGGAUGAAAAGCAGCAGACUCCUGUUGCUCCAGUGACUACCCAGCCCUAUAAGAAGCCAAGUGUUUUUGUAGACACUAUUGUCUCAAUGACUAGGGAAGGUUCUAGUGAUCAUAGAGACAGCAUAGCUCAAGAAGUAGUUCAUAAACAACAAUUGGCCCCUUGUAUUUCCACUAGCAACACCACUGAGAUUACCUCCCUGGCAGAUGAGUUCAGUGUAGAGAAAACACAGGGAAAACUGAGUUCCAGUAAUGAACCAGAGAUAUCUUCAGAUUUUCAGGUGAAUCAGGUACAAAAAGACACUGUUCCUCCUCCAUCAGAAUUUCAGUCACAUGCUGAAACUUUCUUCAUUGACCCAGAAACCCUUGAAGUAACAACUCCCCAGAAAGAAGAGGCUUGGAGCCAGAAAGCCUUCGCUGGUGACUCUCUGGCCAAGUCUUUUUCUUAUGAUAAACAUUUGAAUGAAAAACUCAAUGAUUUAGAUGCUUGUACUGAAUGCCAAAAUGAAACGUUUACUACAGACCCAUUGAACUUACCAUUAGAAAUGGUCUCUGAUGAAGUCUCACCCCAAAUCAAGGAGCCAGCUGCUGCUUCUUCAGACCCUGGGUUUGCAGGGCACUUCCAGAACAGAGAUGCAGAUAAAAAGGAGGACAAAUCAAUGCUAGACUCUAAAGUAGAAAUGCUUUCAGGGUUUAUGACCAAAGUUAAAUCUUUCUCUGGGUGCUUAAUUGAACCUCCUAAGACUUUUUCUGGACUUUUCUCUUCUCCUAAAUCUCCAAAGAAAAACUCCUUUCUCUCUUUUUCUUCUAAUGCAUCAUCUCAGCCUCUCAAAGGUGAGCUGUUUGGAAUUUUCAAAAGUUCCAAACCAGAAACAUAUAAACAAGAAUCAUCUGUUGCUACUUCAUGGCUUCAAAAUGGUUGUUCCAGAGAGGCUGUGGGAUCCAUACCUCCAGAAAGUUUGCAUACAGCUGCCUCUGCAGGACUCAAUUCAGACUCUACUCUCAGUGACUGUAGAAUGACUGUGGUUAGUACAAAGUCAGAAUUAGAUGGCUUGACAGAUGACCCUAAACUAACAACCAAAACGGAAAAAAAUAAUGUUCUUGAAAAUGUUUCAGAACCCCAAGGUUUUGAAACAGUUGCUACAUCUUCUGUCUCAGAGGAUGAUAUGAGGCAAGGAGUAUUGUCUUUAAGUGAUGAAGGAGACACGGGAAUGCAGCAGGGUACAGACACAGAGGCAUCAUUAGAAGCAGAGCAUAUUCUGCUACCAACACAGUUGCAUCCAGAUCCUGCCUGGAUUGCUGAAGAGCUUCCUCCUUCAAUUCAACCACCUCUUCUUGAGCCAGAGCUAGCUAUUCAGACUGCCUCUACAAACCAAAACGUCUUGGAAGUACAGGCAACCAAUUCACUAGAAACCAAUACUACACUGUUUGAUGAGGGAAAUGUCAAUGAGAACACCGCUUCAGAAACCCAAGGGGAUCUUUUUCAUCCUCUGCAGGAAGAACCUGUGCUUUAUGCCAAAGAAGUUUGUGGGGUACUUAAUGCCCAGGAAGAUCCACCUGUAGUCCCUCAGGAAAUGGAGCAGCCAAGACCUCUUUUUGAGAUCCCAAACAUGACCAACUGGCCAAAGCUCCGCUUCCCAUCCUCUACUACUGACCGUGGGAAGACACUGAGCUCUUUCUUUUCCUCACCUUCUCCCUCUGGCAACAAAGCAGUAGAGAGUGGUUUAAUGUCUGGUUUUAAGAAGUUGUCAACUCUAUUUGAGGGAGGUAAUGAAGGAAGUGUACCGCCAAGUAAUUCAAAACUAGGAUUUGGAAAGAAACUGGAUCUUUCAUUUUCAUGGCCCAAAGAGAACAAAGGGGACUCUGAACAUGUUCCUGGAGAAUCCUCCCCUCCAAUUUUGAUUAUCAGCAAUGAUCUUAACUCCAGUGAGGCCAGCAAAGCUUCAGAGUCUUCUCAAAUACCUGUAGCCAGUGCUCAGCCAGAUGAGGUCUUUACUCAGUCCUCUGGGACCUCUGAGCAGCUGGAUGCCAGGCCAAGUGUCUCUGUUCACGGAUUGUCAGGGCCUGAAGAAGUGAAAACCCAGCUGGAAAUCUCAGCAUCUGGAGAACUUGGAGGUUCCCAAGGCAAUCUCUCUGGUUCCACCUGUCCUUCAUGGAAACCUGAGGAAGAACACUGUACUGUCUUUGAGCUGCCUAAUCAGCCAGAAAAACAAGAAGAGGAGGUGUUGCCUGCUAGUAUCUCAGCAUCUGGAGAACUUGGAGGUGCCCAAGGCAAUCUCUCUGGCUCCACUUGUCCUUCAGGGAAACCAGAAGAAGAACACUGCACUGUCUUUGAGCUGCCUAAUCAGCCAGGAAAACAAGAAGAGGAGGUGUUGCCUGCUAGUACUGACCGUGUUUCAAGUGAACAGCGACCAGUCACUCCGGAUCACAUUAAGGAACCAAUGACCAACAAAAGGCCUGUUCUCAACUCAAGCAUCAUAAAUGGUUUUAAGGAAUUGACCAUUUAUGAUGCAGGUGACUUAGUGUUAGAUUAUGUUAGUUUGCUUUUUAUCCUUUCUGUGUCUUUCCUAACACCUGUGUUUCACAUUAAUUAGGGGUUAGUGACAAGAGCUAAUACAUGGGUAUUUUCAUUCUCUCCCUUCUCUCUAAUGUCAAAUGUAAUUCAUUUGUUGGAACAAGGAGCUUCUUGCUUAAAGGAAAGGCUGAGCCCUGAGAUUUACUCACUCUAGUUUGCUCUUCCUUAUAUAAUGUGGAAUGGAGAAAGGGAGGGCAGGAAGAGGGAGCAAGUAUUUAAGGGGCAUAUAUUAAUUACAACUAUGUAAUAGGGUUGGAUUCUUCCUUGGUUUGGUCUUAGGCACUUACAUCUUAUACUAGAUAGGGAGAAACCUAAUUUGCUUUGGUUUUCCACGUCUUCUAAGAUGCUUCCUCCAGUGGCCAUAAGGAUAUUAGGUAAAAUACAAAAAAAAAAUGACUUAGAACAAUCUAUAUUCUAUUCAACAUGGAUUUGAAUAGCUUUUUGUCAGGUAUCAAUCUCUGAUACCAAGGUUUCACAAUGCUCUAUACUGAAAAACUACAGCAAGGGGUAGCCCAAGUUACUAUGAGACUUUAUUCAUCAGACAUUAUUCUCUGCUUUGAACCACCUUGAGGCCGAAAGUGCUUUGGUAAAGUCUUGCAGGAGCUCAGCUAUCCAAAAUUAUAGUUCUUCAAUAAUACCAUACAGUGUAGUUUAAGAGUGCUACCUUGCGGGGGGGGGGGAAGACUUUAUGAUUAAAAAAGAAUGAUAAUAAUCAUAAUAAGAAUGCUACCUUGACCUUUGACCCAAACAUGUCCAGAAGAGCUGGUCAGGGGUUUUAGAGAUUGGGCAGGGCAUGAUACACGUGUGUGCAUGUAUACAUGUGCAUUGGGGACUACUCAGAACAGUGACUUAUUACUAUUCUGCUGACAUGUGAUGGAAAUAGGAAAUCAGCCUAAAAACAGCAGGUAAUUGAGAGGAACCAUAAGGAAAAUAUCACUGGAAAACAUCAAUGAUUUCUCUUAAUUUAACCAAGGAUAAAUAAAUUUAAGCCCUUAGGUAAAGGCUUGACUCUGUCACAAGAAAAAUCCUGUUGUUGUUUUUUUUUUUUUUUUUUUUUGCAUGGAAGCUUUCCAACAGGAUACCAGUAAUAAAAUGAGGACUCCUGACUUGGGAUGCAGAUAACAUCAAGUCCCUCUGUCUUUAUUAGGGCUGACUCCUUUAGAUGAUAGGACUAUUAGGCUCAAGGGGGUAUCAUGGAUACUGCCCUUCUUUCCACCACUGUGCCAUUUUCACCACUUUCCCUACCACAACUAACUCUCAUUGUGGGGGGACAGAUUUUUUUCUCAGCAUGGGAAUUCAGGUGUUUGAGAGAGCGUUGGGCUAACCUUAUUUCAGAUAUGGAGAUGCAUUAAUAUGACUAUGACCCAGAAGGGUUAGAUUUGUCGACUUUAUCCAUAACUGAUUCUUUCCCUGAGAGAAACUUAUAUACAAAGGAGAAGUUCAUCUUUGGGAUACUUCUGUAUCCCAGGGGUAUAGGUAUACUGUAGCAUUUAUGUGGAUGAGACCACUCCUUUGUGGAAUUUCUUGGUCUUGGCCUCUAUCUCCCAAUGGCUUCCAUUAACGCAUCCUACAAAUGUCUAAGAGGUAAUUGAAGGAACAUGUUCCUUCUUAUUUGAUUAUGCUAUGGUAUAGGUGUACUCAUUUAUAAUUGUAGGGAAAUAAAUAAGGACUUCAGUUUAUUAAAUAAUAGAAAAAGUAGAUUCAUUCACUCCACUAUGUGGAAAUUAGCAAACUUUAAUCACAGCCACUGGACAAGUUUAUUUAGAAGACAAAAGAAUUUUAGGGAUAGGCAGUAGUCAUUUUACUAUUUCUAUUGAAAAAUAGCAUGUUAAGAUAAAUUGUUCUUAAAGGGUAGGUGUAGGGCUGAAGUUAAAUGCUGUGGGAGAACCCAGCACAUUGCUUUUUCCCUAUUGUGGUUCUGCUUAAUAGAGACUAGUUUUCUAGAUUAGGACGUUUGGUCCUCUCUUCCUAGGAACCUCCUGUUUGUGGUUAUUGCCCUUGAUGUAAUGUUUAUUUCCUGAAUUUAUCUAUACUUGUACCCUGGUCCCUAGUUUGCAUUUAUUUACUCA
Marmota monax (woodchuck) is the source of this 10705-nucleotide messenger RNA. RefSeq lists its product as uncharacterized. The coding region runs from base 1 to 8655 and encodes 2884 amino acids. Gene Ontology annotation, cellular component: neuromuscular junction; presynaptic active zone cytoplasmic component; plasma membrane. The record is from RefSeq and is a predicted model, not a curated record. Lineage: Eukaryota; Metazoa; Chordata; Mammalia; Rodentia; Sciuridae. Gene Ontology annotation, biological process: synaptic vesicle maturation; synaptic vesicle priming; synaptic transmission, glutamatergic. The transcript has 2 exons. Gene Ontology annotation, molecular function: diacylglycerol binding; calmodulin binding; syntaxin-1 binding.